AGAGGCUAGAUUCGAACCCUAGCCCUGGGGGAGGGGAGAAUGCACCAUGAGUGGCUAUUACUACUUGAAGUUGGCAUAUCAAUCAUCAAGCAUGCAUUUCACAGUGGGAUUACUUUCUUUGAUACUUCAGAUUUCUAUGGAGCUAAUACUAAUGAAGUAUUAGUUGGAAAGGCUUUGAAGCAGCUACCUCGGGAGAAGGUUGAAUUAGCUACUAAAUUUGGUAUUGUGAAGUGGGAUUCAAAUGGUGUCGUAGUAAAAGGUACUCCAGAAUAUGUCCGUUCCUGUUGUGAGGCUAGUCUGAAUCGCCUUGGUGUGGAAUAUAUUGAUCUUUAUUACCAACACAGGAUUGAUACAACAGCUUUGAAGCAGCUACCCCGGGAGAAGGUUCAAUUAGCUACUAAAUUUGGUAUUGUGAAAUUGGAUUCGAAUAGUGUCAUAAUAAAAGGUACUCCGGAAUAUGUCCGUUCCUGUUGUGAGGCAAGCCUGAAUCGUCUUGGCGUGGAAUAUAUUGAUCUUUAUUACCAACACAGGAUUGAUACAACAGUACCAAUAGAAGAUACUAUGGGUGAACUUAAGAAGUUGGUGGAGGAAGGAAAAAUCAAGUACAUUGGUUUAUCUGAGGCAAGCCCUGAAACCGUUAGGAGAGCUCAUGCAGUUCAUCCCAUUACCGCUUUGCAAAUAGAGUGGUCGCUCUGGACACGUGAUAUUGAGGAAGAAAUUGUCCCACUUUGCAGGGAACUAGGAAUUGGGAUAGUUCCAUACAGCCCUCUUGGUCGUGGACUUUUUGGUGGCAAAGCUGUGGUAGAAAGUGUACCUGCAAAUAGUUUUCUGGUAUGCAGCUAAUCUUUAUCUUUAUGACCUUAGCAUAUAUAUAAAAUCUUGUAAAGCAAAGAUCAUAUUAACUAUUACAUCCAUUUUCAUAUUUCAUCCUUUUUAUCAUUUAAAUGUAUGCUUGAUUAUAACUGAUGGCCAUCCUUUCCUUAAGCAAAUCCAUCCAAGGUUUCAAGGAGAGAACUUUGAAAAGAACAAGAUCUUUUAUUCACGCAUAGAAAAAUUGGCUAAAAAGCAUGGAUG
Rubroshorea leprosula is the source of this 1074-nucleotide messenger RNA. The record is from the annotation of a GenBank genome assembly. Lineage: Eukaryota; Viridiplantae; Streptophyta; Magnoliopsida; Malvales; Dipterocarpaceae.